Messenger RNA from Scomber japonicus (chub mackerel), 3147 nucleotides. RefSeq names its product NACHT, LRR and PYD domains-containing protein 14-like. The record is from RefSeq and is a predicted model, not a curated record. The transcript has 9 exons. NCBI's taxonomy places the organism in Eukaryota, Metazoa, Chordata, Actinopteri, Scombriformes, Scombridae. The annotation marks the transcript as partial. Gene Ontology annotation, molecular function: protein binding.
UGGUUUACCUCUCAGACUCCAGAAGAUGAAGAAAGAGGAGGAAGAGGAGGACGGAGUAUCCAGCUGUGUGUCUAUGAAGAGUGAUUGGUCCAAUGAGCAUCCUCCACUCUUCAGUAAUGAACCUGGACCCUCAGACACAAAAGAGACAAGAUGAUGAAGGCGGACCUCCUUAAGCUUCUGGAAGAUUUAACAGGUGAAGAUUUUGAGAAUUUCAAGUGGUACCUGAAGAAUGAAAAGGUGAACGACAUCCCAGCCAUCCAAGAGAGCCAGCUGGAGACAGCAAAGAGGCGAGAUGUUGUAGAUCUGAUGGUGCAGAAAUAUGAAUUUUCUGGAGCUGUGGAGGUGAUGAAGAGCGUUUUAAAGAAGAUCAACAGGAAUGAUCUAGUGGAGGAGUUAAACAUCAGCUCAGGAUCAGAAGGCCCAGCAGCCCCUCUGCCCCCGCCAGAUGAACCAGUCCCACCAACUGUAGAAGGAGGUCUUUGUAAGGUCACUGUGAGGAGGAAAUGUCAAAAUGUGACUGAAACAAGUGAUGAACCAGGAGGUGAAACCUACUUCAAUGAUAAAUACACUGAUGUCUACAUCACAGAGGGAAGGAGUAACGAGCUUAAUACUCAACAUGAGGUGUGGCAGCUUGAGACAACUUCCAAGAUGAAGACCCUCCAUGACGCUCCAAUCGAGUGCCACGACAUCUUUAAAGCCUUACCCAACCAAAGCAAACACAUCCAAGUGGUUCUGAUGAACGGCGUCGCUGGCAUUGGAAAAACCUUCUCAGUGAGGAAGUUCGCUCUGGACUGGGCAGAGGACUUGAAAAACCAACAUAUCAGUCUGCUGUUUCUGUUUCUGUUCAGGGAGCUGAACUUGAUCAAGCAUAAGAAGUACAGUCUGCUCAUGCUGAUCUGUCAUUUCUAUCCAACAUUACAACAGAAGCUCACAGCAGAGAAGCUCGCUGUCUGUAAAGUUCUGUUCAUCUUUGACGGCCUGGAUGAAAGCAGACUUUCACUGGAUUUCAACACCAAAGAAGUUGUGACUGAUGUCACACAGAAGACAUCUAUCAGCGUGCUGUUGACGAACCUCAUCGAGGGUAAGCUGCUUCCCUCGGCUCUCAUCUGGAUAACUUCCCGACCUGCAGCAGCCAAUCAGAUCCCUCCUUCAUGUGUGGACAGGGUAACAGAAGUACGAGGCUUCACUGAGGCCCAGAAGGAGGAGUACUUCAGGAAGAGAUUCAGUGAUGAAGAGCAGUCCAGCAGAAUCAUCUCACACAUCAAGACAUCCAGGAGCCUCCACAUCAUGUGUCACAUCCCAGUCUUCUGCUGGAUCACUGCUACAGUUCUGAAGGACAUGUUGACUACAGACAAGAGAGGAGAGCUGCCCAAGACCCUGACUGACAUGUACUCACACUUCCUGCUGGUUCAGACAAAGAGGAAGAAAAACAAGUACGAUGGGGGACAUAAGACGAGUCCACAGGAGCUGAAGAAGGCUGACAGGAAACUUCUUCUGAAGCUGGGGAGGCUGGCGUUUGAACAACUGAUGAAAGGAAACAUCAUGUUCUACCAAGAAGACCUGAAGCAGUGUGGUCUUGAUGUCACAGAGGCUGCAGUCUUAUCAGGAUUUUGUACACAGAUCUUCAAAACAGAGAAACUCCAGAAGAAAGCAGUCUACAGUUUUGUUCAUCUGAGUGUUCAGGAGUUUCUGGCUGCAGUCUACAUGUACCACUGUUACACCAGCAGGAAGGCAGAGGUACUGAAGGACUUCCUGGUAGGAGAAGACAAACAUGGUGAAACAUCUUUCGUUGAGAAGAUUACUGCUUUGUUCAGAAGGAGUGGUGGGCACUACCCAACUCUGGAUGACUUCCUGAAGGGAGUCAUGCAGAUAUCUCUCUUCAGUAAAAAUGGCCACCUGGAUCUAUUUGUCCGCUUCCUUCAUGGCCUCUCUCUGGAGUCUAACCAGAGUGUCUUAGGAGACCUGCUGGGUCAGACAGAGGACAGUCCAGAAACCAUCCAGAGAGUCACCAACAACCUGAAGGAGAUGAACAGUGGUAAUAAAUCUCCUGACAGAAGCAUCAACAUCUUCCACUGUCUGAUGGAGAUGAACGACCGCUCAGUACAUCAGGAGAUCCAACAGUUCCUGAUGUCAGAGAACAGAUCAGAGAAGAAACUCUCUGAGAUCCACUGCUCAGCUCUGGCCUACAUGCUGCAGAUGUCAGAGGAGGUUCUGGAUGAGUUGGACCUGGAGAAGUACAACACAUCACUGGUGGGACGAAAGAGACUGAUCCCAGCUGUGAGGAACUGCAGAAAGGCUCGACUUUCUCGCUGUUAUCUCUCAGAGACUGAGUAUGAAGUUGUGGCCUCAGCUCUGAAGACCAACCCCCAUCUGACAGAUCUGGACCUGAGCUACAACGUCCUGAAUGAUUCAAAGAUGAAGCUUGUGUGUGCUGGACUGGAGAGUCCAAACUGUAAACUGGAGACUCUGAGAUUGUGUGGCUGCAGGUUGACAGAGACCAGCUGUGCUCCUCUGGUCUCAGCUCUGAAAGACAACCCCUCCCAUCUGAGAGUGCUGGAUCUGAGCUACAACGAGCUGCAGGAUUCAGACGUGAAGCUACUGUCUGAUUUUAAGGAGAAUCCAGACUGCAGACUGGAGACUCUGCUAUUGGAGGACUGCAGUUCAUCAGAGACCAGCUGUGCUCCUCUAGCUUCAGCUCUGAAGUGCAGCCCCUCCCAUCUGAGACAUCUGAAUCUGAAUAACAACAAGCUGCAGGAUUCAGAUGUGAAGCUACUGUCUGAUCUUCUGAAGAAUCCAGACUGCAGACUGGAGGUUCUGGGAUUGGAGGACUGCGGUUCAUCAGAGACCAGCUGUGCUCCUCUGGCUUCAGCUCUGAAGUGCAACCCCUCCCAUCUGAGACAUCUGGAUCUGAGUGGCAACAAGCUGCAGGAUUCAGUCGUGGAGCUACUGUCUGAUCUUCUGAAGAAUCCAGACUGUAGACUGAAGGAUCUGCUGUUGGCUGACUGCAGUUGGUCAGAGACCAGCUGUGCUUCUCUGGUCUCAGCUCUGAAGUGCAACCCCUCCCAUCUGAGACUGCUGGAUCUGGGUAACAACAAGCUGCAGGAUUCAGGAGUGGAGCUGCUGUCUGAUGUUCUGAAGAGCCCAGAA